Dermatophagoides pteronyssinus (European house dust mite) is the source of this 3029-nucleotide messenger RNA. Its product is annotated as macoilin-1-like. The record is from RefSeq and is a predicted model, not a curated record. Lineage: Eukaryota; Metazoa; Arthropoda; Arachnida; Sarcoptiformes; Pyroglyphidae. Gene Ontology annotation, cellular component: rough endoplasmic reticulum membrane. Gene Ontology annotation, biological process: neuronal signal transduction.
UGGAUUCUGAAAUUUAGCCAGCUUAACAAGUUCGUAAAAAAUAUCCUGUAAUGAAGAGAAGAAAUGUUGAAUCAGGAAAUACGGCGGGCAAAUUGAGACGGGCUGCUAAACGCAGCAAAUUAAAUGAUGGUUACAGCCCAUUGAACGUAAUCAUCAAUUUUAAAUUUUUAUUCAUCUGGUUAUUGGUGAUCAUAUUGGAUUUUAUAUCCGAAUUUCGUUUCGAAUUAUUAUAUCCAUUAUGGGCAUUUUUUUCAAAUUCAAGUGAGACAUUUAGAUAUAAGGGCAUGUCAUAUCUAUUUUCCUAUGUAUUCAUAACGAUUACGAUCGAUAUGUGUUGCUAUUAUAUAAUGCCGAUACAAUGGCUAUUUUUUGCUUCAAGCACAUAUGUUUGGCUACAAUUUACAUGCUGGUAUUCGGAACGUGGCCUAACAUUGUUUACCAUAAUGAUUUGGUUUAUAUUAAUUAUGAUUGAAACAUUCGUACGAUUAAAAGAGAUGAAAAAUGUGCCAUUUCAAUAUGAGAUUUGUCGUCCAUUUGCCGCACAUGGUGUCGGCUAUCCAAUAUUGACAUUCGGUAUCGAAUGUAAAUCCUACGUACAUUAUCGUCUACGUUUACAUAGGAAACGUAUCGUUGCCAAAGAGAAUGAUUUUUAUUAUUCACUAUUAAAACAGGCAAUCGAACCUCCACCAUCAAUAUCAUCACAAACAACAUCCAAUACUAAUGAUGCAACUCAUCAAACGACCACCGAUUCAUCAAUGCCCAUCAUUGCCUCAACAUCUUUGAAUCAUAAUGAUCAUAAUGAACAGCAAUCAAAUUUGAACAGAGCGUCGAUACAGAACGGUAUUCAUGAUGGUGUUUCAACAUCAUCAUUGUCAUUACGAAUGAUGUUAAUGGCGAAUAAUACGAUCUCAUUUGUUCAUACAAACAACGAAAGCAACAGUAAUAAUAAACCAUCAUUAAUGUCUAAUCGUCGUAACAAUAUUAAUAGUAAUGAACCAUAUGGGCGAUUUCAUCGUAGAUGGCUUCAACGAUUAAAAUCCUGGGCCAACAUUAUCAAUGGGCUGAUCGUGAAUAUUGGAAAACAAUUUUUCCAUACGAUUAGCCGGAUAUUGCAUUUCUAUCGAAUGGCCAUCAUUUACAUUUUAUGUUCAUUAUCUCCACAAGUAUUAUAUAAACGAUUUUCGAUGAUCUUCAAACAUCAAUCAUCAAUGGUCAUUCAUAAUAAUAAGAUCAAAAUGAUGAAAUCAUCAGAUUGUCCCAUUGCCAAUGGUAAUCAUGAUCAUCUGCAUCAUUUAUCAAUAAAUGGAUCGAAUGAUGUUCGUAAACGAUCGAUGACUGCAAGUGAUUUGGAUAAAUCAAUCAAGAAUCAUCAUAUGCAUCAUUAUCGUUCAAAAUCUACCGAAUCAAAUAGUGAUGAAGAUUUUUCAAAUGAAUUUUUAAAUAAACCGGAAAAGAGUAGUGAUCAAUCAGAAAAUAUGGAUAAAGUGUCAAUUUCUUCAGUGAAACGUAUGAAUAGCCAGUGCAUAAAUGUUGAUUCAACCAGUGAUUUAAAUCUGAUAAAAUCGACGUCCAAAGAUUUAAAUAAAAUUCAAAUGGCGAAUGGAAAAAAAAGUAAAUCUAAUAGUCAUCAUCAACGAAACAAUGGAUCUAUAAUUGGCGACAAUACCACAGCAAUGUCGACAAUAGAUUCUAAUCUAAGUCAUACACUGGAAUUGAUCAAAACAAAAGAUGAUCAUAUUUGGAAAAUGGAACAGGAUAAUCUUCGAUUGAAAUCUGAUCUACAAACAAUACGUCAAUGUGAAUCCGAUUUGAGAAAACAGAUGGAAACAUUUCGUAAUGAAGAGAAAAUCUUUCGAAAUUCUAUUGCAAAUUAUCAGCAAGAUAUUGAACAUUUACAAAAAAAAAUACAAAACUAUUUGCAAGCUAAACAACAGGAUAGACAAACUAUACAAAAAUUAGAAAAACAAUUGGAUGAUGAGAAAAAAAGAUCAAAACAAUCAAUUGAAAUGCAGACAGUUUCGGAAAAGAAAGCUAAACAAGUCGAAGAAAAUGCAGCACGACAAAUAGCGAUGGCUACCGCAGCAGCAGCAGCCGCCGCUAAUACACGUUCGUCGACAAUGGGUUGUUCGGACAAUUGUCGUGUAAAGCAACGAGAUUUCGAAAUCGAAUUGGCCAAUCUUCGAAAAGAAUUAUCCGCUAAAGAUGAACAAUUACGAAGAAAAGAAUUGUUAAUCGAAGAAUACAAGAAUAAUGGCGAUAGAUUAGUAUCGGCAUUGACCAUCAUACAUGAUCAAAAUGCCCAGCUAGAAACAUCAUUGAAAUUGGAAAAAGUCAUACGUGCCGAAAUAUUUGCGACACUUGAAGAGGCUAAACGUCAGAUGCAUAAACAACGAUUAAUGUGUUUAGAUUACGAAAAAGAAAAUCAUGAUUUGAAAACUAAAUUGUUUCUCAACUCAUCAUCAUUAUCAUCAUUGACUAGUAAUGUUAAUGGAUCUGGUAUCAGUCUAAAUCCAUUGAACGGUUUUCAUUCAUCAUCCUCUUCAUCAUCAUCACCAUCGACAACAGCAACUACAACAAGCGAUUUGGAGCUUGUAAAUCGAUGUUUUUCUCGUUGUUCACCUAAUUCAACAUCAGCGACAACUGCAACCGGUUCCACAGCUACACCGCCAUUGAAUCAUUCACAAAUAUCAUUACCAUUUUGUGGUAAUAUAUCGCCAUCCAAUUCGAAUAACAAUAAUAAAAAUGGUGGUAAUAGUAAUUAUAACCGAAUGAAUCGGAUAACAUCACCACCAUUACCAACGCACAAUUUGCAUGAUGCAUUUGCUGUAUCGGCACCAACGUUAGAAAAUGGUUGGCCAACACAUCAUCAUUCUCAUUCAUCACCAUCUCCACAUCUCCCGUCAAAUAGCACAACAACGGUUUCAACUACUGGCCAUAUGAUAACCAUAUCUAAUUCAAAUACCAAUAUCAAUAAUGCAGAUAAUUUGGGCAGCACAGCUAAUUUGUCGUUUAAUAGUUUUGAUUUUUGA